AUGGAUUAUCCUCCCAACCAAGCUGCUUGGCUCCCUGCCCACGGCAAGCGUCCCCUCCAAGUGAAGUCGGCUCCUUACACUCCUGCCGGCGAGAACGAGCUCGUGGUGAAGAACGGCGCCAUCGCUGUGAACUCGCUCGAGUGGUCCAAGCAAGUCUUGGGUGGUCUCAUCUUGAACUGGAUCAAAUAUCCCUUCAUCAUGGGAAAUAACGUCGCUGGCAAAGUUGUUGAUAUUGGUGAAGGUGUCACUGGCUUCAAUCUGGGAGACCGCGUCCUGGCGCACGCAAUCUCCAUGGAUCCCACCAUCAACAAGUCUUCUCACGGUGCCUACCAGGAGUACACUGUCGUGCAUGCCAAACUGGCCUCGCGUAUUCCUGACGGUGUCUGCUACGAGGAGGCCUGUGUCCUCCCUCUUGGCUUGUCUACUGCUGCGAGUGCCAUGUUCCAGACUGACUUCUUGUCCCUGAACCACCCCAGCGCCUUGGGUCUUCUCCCAAAGUCGACUGUCUACACCUUGAUUGUUUGGGGAGCAUCUACCAGCGUCGGAAGCAACGCUAUUCAGCUGGCUGCAGCUGCAGGCUAUGGUGUUAUCGCUACUGCCUCUCCCGCCAACUUCGAGUAUGUCCAAGCCCUGGGCGCUUCCCACGUCUUCGAUUACAAGAGCAAGUCUGCCGUCGCGGACAUCCUCCACAUCCUCCGUACCAAGAGAGCCGUCGGUGCUAUUGCAAUCGGCAAUGAAUCCACUGAAGCUUGCAUGGAAAUCCUCGCCAAGUCAGAGGGCUCCAAGCUGGUCGUUCAAGUCAGCGUUCCAUUCCCAGAGAAGCCGCCCGCCACUGUCUGGCACUUCUUCUUGUUCAUGCUCGCUCUCGCCUGGUGGAAUAUCUCUAUCACCAUCAAGUCUAUUCGCUGCGGUGUUCUCGUCAAGCCCGUUUUCAGCAGCUCCCUUGUUCACAACGAAGUCGGCACUGUGAUCUACAACGACUUCUUGCCUACUGCACUGGCCAACGGCAGAUACCGCCUCGUCCCGAAGCCCGUCGUUGCCGGCCGUGGUCUUGAGCAAGUCCAGGCUGCUCUCGACGCUCACAAGAAGGGCCUCUCUGCUCAGAAGGUUGUUGUCUCGCUUUAA
Penicillium nucicola is the source of this 1125-nucleotide messenger RNA. RefSeq names its product zinc-binding alcohol dehydrogenase family protein. Gene Ontology annotation, molecular function: oxidoreductase activity, acting on NAD(P)H. The transcript has a single exon. Lineage: Eukaryota; Fungi; Ascomycota; Eurotiomycetes; Eurotiales; Aspergillaceae. Bases 1 to 1125 code for a protein of 374 amino acids. The record is from RefSeq and is a predicted model, not a curated record.